UAAAAAAUAGAAGAAAAUCAAAAAACUGUAAUCAGAUGUGCAGAAACUCAAAACAGCCGCAAUGUGGAAACUCCUAGGACUUCUCAGAAUCUUGAUAAUGCUACUGUUAUUGCAGUAUCAUGUUGCUGUGUCAUUGCCUUCUGCACCUACUUCAAAACAUUUGAGUCUUAGCAUGCAAAAGGUUGCGCUGUUUCAAUUUAAGCUUAGCUUGUUGAUACAUACUUCUGCUUCUGCAGCUUGCACAUCUGAUCGAUCUUAUCCAAAGAUGAUGAACUGGAGCAUGAGUUCUGAUUGCUGCAUGUGGAAAGGAGUUACCUGCGACCCGAUGAAAAGGAACGUGUUCGGACUGGACCUGACUUGCAGCCAUCUUGAAGGAGUCAUCUCUCCCAACAGCACCCUCUUCCAACUCUCCACUCUCCAGUUUAUUUAUUUUGAUGGCAAUAAUUUACAUGGGGUAUUACCUGAUUCAAUAGCCAACCUCAAGUCCUUAACCACCCUGUCUCUCUCGGAUUGCAAUUUCUCUGGGCCAAUUCCAAGAACCUUGGGAAACCUUACUAAAAUUACUUAUAUAAACCUUGAAUUUAAUCAUAUUACUGGCCCAAUUCCCUAUUCUUUAGCUAACAUUCAAAGCCUAGAAUACAUUUUUCUUCAUAAUAAUAGUUUAACUGGUCAGUUCCCCUCUUGGUUCAACAACUUUGGACACCUCGUUUCUUUAGAUCUGUCUGAUAAUUUACUAAGUGGACACUUGCCCUCCAACCUAACCGCUCUCAAUCUGACAAGACUACUUGCUCUAGAUUUGGCGAAUAACUUGCUAGAUGGGAUGAUACCAUCCUGGUUGUUUGAUCUUCCAUCGUUAAAAUACUUAUAUGUAGAUUAUAACGGGUUCAUAGGUCAGCUAAAUGAGUUUAAUUCUUCUAGGUCAGCCUUGGAGCAUUUUUCUUGUAGAGAAAACAUGCUAAAUGGAACCAUUCCACAAUCAUUUUCAAAACUUGUGAACCUUACUCACCUAAAUUUGGCAGACAACCAAUUUGGUGGAGAAAUACCACAGUGGAAUGGAUUGAUAUUGAAGGGUUCAUCCUUUUAUUUGAAUCUUUCUCACAACAGCCUCAUAGGUGGUAUUGAGCAUCUUCCUUGGGACAACCUAUUUAUCCUUGAUCUCCACUCCAAUAUGCUUAACGGAUCAAUGCCAGCAUCCAUCAGCAAUUCUAGCUCUCUCUGUAUCCUUAAUCUGUCUCACAACAAUUUGCGUGGUGUACUUCCCUCAUUCCCAAGAAAUGCAAACCAACUUAAGUAUCUUGAUCUCCAGUCUAAUAUGCUCAACGGAUUUUUGCCCUCCUUUAUCUGCAAUUCCAGCAUUCUCCAUAUUCUCAAUCUGUCUUAUAACAAUUUCAGUGGUGCACUUCCUACAUGUCUAGGAAGUGUAAACUACAGUCUUUCAGUGUUGGAUUUACGGAUGAAUAGUAUCGGAGGAAGUCUUCCAUCAAGUUUAGCAUUUGGUAAGUUGAGAACUUUAAAUUUGUAUGGCAAUAAGCUGGAGGGAACAAUUCCUGUCUCUUUUGCUAAAUUUUCAUACUUGGAAGUUCUUGAUAUCGGAAGUAAUCAUAUACGUGAUACCUUUCCCCACUGUCUAGAGUCACUUCCAACUCUACAAGUUCUGGUCUUGAAAUCCAACAAAUUCCAUGGUUUCAUAAGCAACGAUUCUAAGAUAGAGCGUCCAUUUCCUAGCUUGAGAAUCAUUGACCUCUCAUACAAUGAGUUUUCAGGACUUUUGCCAGCAAAAUAUAUUAGAAACUUCAGUGCUAUGAUGAAUGGUGAUGUCCACAAAGUAAUACUUGGUUACAUGGGAUAUGCUUCUUACAGUGAUUCCAUAAUUGUAGUGAUCAAAGGGGUAGAGAUUGAACUUGUCAGGAUUUUAACUGCAUUGACAACCAUUGAUUUAUCACAAAACAAGUUCGAAGGGGAGAUUCCUGAAUACAUUGGAAAUUUGAAGUCACUCCGAUAUCUCAAUUUAUCUCACAAUUAUCUCACCGGCCAUAUACCACCCUUAAUUGGGAAACUGUCAGUGCUGGAGUCACUAGACCUCUCUUUCAAUCGACUCGAUGGAGUAAUUCCUCAACAACUCACAAAUUUAUUUUCUCUUUCACAUAUAAACCUCUCUCAGAAUAAUCUAAGCGGUCGUAUACCAGAGGGAGCUCAGUUUCAUACAUUUGAAAAUGAUAGUUAUGCUGGGAACUUGGGGCUAUGUGGACGUCCAUUGUCCAAGAAGUGCAUUGCUGAGAAACGAGAAGAAGAAGAUGAUGAUGAUGAUGAUUACUUUUUUAGUGGUCUUACUUGGAAAGCUAUGCUUCUGGGAUAUGGCUGUGGAAUGGUGCUGGGAUUUGUUGCAGGCUAUUUGAUGUUCAUGGCUGGAAAACCAAAAUGGUUAACUAAGAUUGUUGCUAGAGAACCGGGCCUAAUAGUCAGUGGGAUGGAGAUCAGAAGAAGAUGAAAUUGAGAUUUAAUGUGUUUUUUUUUUUUUAAUUUUUUAUCUGGCAUUUGUAAAUUACUAACCCUCUGGUGCUGGCCGUUUCUUGUGGUUCUAUGAUCUUGUUAUAGAAAUAAGGAUCAAGUUUCUGUCUUUUGGCUUUUAUCUUUUGGGGUACAAACAUGAUAAAGUUGAUCUUGCACCAUGCAUGUGUUGGCAAACAAAUAGAAAGAAGAAGUCUUUAACUAUAAA
Messenger RNA from Daucus carota subsp. sativus, 2716 nucleotides. RefSeq names its product receptor-like protein 33. Gene Ontology annotation, molecular function: protein binding. The record is from RefSeq and is a predicted model, not a curated record. NCBI's taxonomy places the organism in Eukaryota, Viridiplantae, Streptophyta, Magnoliopsida, Apiales, Apiaceae. The transcript has a single exon. Bases 62 to 2488 code for a protein of 808 amino acids.